Molecule: messenger RNA, 2241 nt
Organism: Penicillium canariense
Lineage: Eukaryota; Fungi; Ascomycota; Eurotiomycetes; Eurotiales; Aspergillaceae
Product: PHD finger domain protein
Exons: 2
Coding region: 1-2241 (746 amino acids)
Source: RefSeq, a predicted model, not a curated record
AUGAUGCUAAUGCACCCGGCCAUGUUCAGCUUCAGCUACCCCAACGGCGAACCUCAAACCCCAACAAGGACUCCCACCACGGCCGCCUUUGACUCCUUCACCACCCCGAAACUCGAAUCUAGUUUCUUUGAUCCGCGCGUCACCUGGGAUACCGCCGACCCGUAUGCCUCCAGCCCGGAGUUCCUCCGCUCGCCGCACAAGUUCGGCCUCAACACCCCAUCCAACCCGUUGAGGGCCGACGCCGCCGAUACCAAGGAUGGAAGGGGGUCGGAGCAAACCGAUACCGCCAGGAGAAUUCGGCCGAUGAAACCGUUGCCGACGGUGAGCGAAGAUGGACCCCGGACGGUGGAUUCAGCCAAAUCUGCAGCUUCAAUGCAAACGCCGCCGCCGACCAGUGCCUCUAGACGGAAGAUCCCCGACUUUGAAUCAAUGGGCAGUGUUGGCCGAGGUACGACACCGCGGGGAGGCAAUCAUCUCGAGACCCCAAGUCGUCUGCUGGGGUCAUCCCCUCGAUUGUUCGGCCAUUUGCAGUCUUCCCCGGACCUUUUCCAGCUGGCCUCAUUGGAUCAGACGGGAUCUCCCUUCUUUCCACAACAGCGGCUGUUCUGGGAUCAAGACCAGGAGACGGCGGUCAAUGGUGUUCCAGUGUCAGGUCCUGGUCGAAGCAAUGGUCAUGCCGACAGACUACCUACCCACUCCUCGAUCAACAUGAAUAUACCACAACUGCCCACCAUUGAUGGCUCAAUGGAUCUACCAGACUUUACCAGCAGUGGAUUUGGAAUCUCCGCCGCUCCUCCUACCGAUGCGGCCCUGUUUCCUGCUCCCUUUUCGACCUCUCCCCGCGUCCCCGUCACCAAAGCCGAAGACCCGGCUUUGUUUUUGAGCUCCCCGGCUCGACGCUUUGGGGGGCCUCCGAUGACGCCCGAGAGGAGGCCUCUCCAUGGGAUGAGACAGCCCUAUCAUCACCAAAUCGAAGAGUCAAAACGAGAAGAGCUUCGUCGUGCCUACGGUCAUGAAGUACAGCGCCCCGGUUCGUUUUCAAGUUUCUCCGGUGAUGAUGAAGAUAAUGAUUUCACACCACGAGGUGGUCGACCGGGACUCACUCGUAGUGUAACUCAUACUGCGAUCACGAGCUCUUCUCAUCGGCCGCUCAGUCGAUCUAGCGGCAUCAUGGCGUCCACGGGUGGAAUCCGCAAAAGUCCUUCCAAAGGUCGCGCAUCCCCUGUCAAAGGGAUGCGACCUGCUCCCUUGGGACGGUCCAAUUCAGUUGCAACGGGCUUGCCAACUCGCUCGCGGUCAGUGGUGCUGAAAAUUGGCAAGGAUGGCCGGGCCAAGGCCGAACCGCUGCCUGCCGACGCGGGUCCGUCGGGGUUGACGGAUCCCCUGACGGGCAUGGACCUUGAUGGUUCUGCCACCGAGAGUGAAGUCGACCCUGCGGAGUUCUCGGACUAUCCCGUUCUGCCUCGUCCUCGGUCCUCAUUUGGCCUGUUUGACGGCGGCCCGCCCCCGUUCUCCCGGAGUGAUUCUGGCUCCCGACCUCCGUCCAAAGGAUCAUAUGCUUCCACCGUUGACUCGUCCCACUCCGGGCGUAUGUCCCCCUGGGCUGGCUCCUCUCGGGGCGUCUCCAGCCGAUCCACCCAUCGCGGCUCUCCGGAGGCUGUGAAGCGGACACCCAGCAAGCGGCAUUCGUCCCUACUUCACUCGGACGCCACCUAUACCCGGGGCAGUGUUGCAUCGCAAACAUUACCUGGUGAGGAGGAUGACAGUGGCGAUGCCACCCAUGCACUUCGGCAGGUGCUCAAAGAGCGCGGUCGGGGCCCUAGACCUUCCACUGGUGGCUAUGGGGCUCGUCUUCCCCGGUCUGCGACUUUCGCCCACCUGCGAUCAUCCCCUCCUCGACUCCAUAGCGAUUUUGAUAUCCCCCCGCAUCACUCUCAUAACUCUCCCACCACCUUGACCGACCCCGACCUAGCCACCCCCAGCACUGACCGCCAUAGCAAUCCUAGCAACGGCACGCGUUGUGUUUGCAAUUCGAUGGACAAUGGCGGCCAUCUCAUGAUCCAAUGCGAAUCUUGUACUCACUGGCUCCAUACGAAAUGUGUCGGGCUCGAGCGCUCGAACCUGCCUUCAUUCUAUAUCUGCAUAUUUUGCGCCCAAAGCCCCUCUCGCGUCCGGUCGGGCUACGGAGCUGGCGGUGGCCCUCCUUCACCGUUGGCGCAUAAAUCCUUUCGGCUCCGGUAG